Messenger RNA from Cinara cedri, 947 nucleotides. Lineage: Eukaryota; Metazoa; Arthropoda; Insecta; Hemiptera; Aphididae. The record is from the annotation of a GenBank genome assembly.
AUAUGUAUAAAAACCUUAAAAUACUUAUAUAUAUUUAAAAAGUAAUUUAUGUAUUAUGUUCAAUAUUAUAUUUUUACAGGUUUUAUGUGAUGGAGAUCAUGAUUUGGAACGUUGCCAAAAAGUCACUGAAACUGUGUUGGCUGCUGUAUACAAGGCUUUGAACGAUCACCAUGUAUACCUAGAAGGUACCAUUUUGAAGCCUAACAUGGUUACUCCCGGACAAUCCUCAAGCAAAAAGGCAACAGCUGAUGAAAUUGCUAAAGCUACAGUGACUGCUCUUCAACGCACUGUCCCACCAGCGGUUCCAGGUAAUUUUUUGAAAAAUAUACAUAUAUAACAAAAUUUUAAUCAAACAUGAUUUAAUGCUUACUUUUUUUUAAAAUUUAUUCUGUCAUUAAUAAUCAUUUAAAUAUUUAGGAAUUAUGUUCUUGUCUGGUGGUCAAACUGAGGAAGAAGCAUCUGUAAAUUUAAAUGCAAUUAACAAGUACAGUGGAAAGAAACCAUGGGCAUUGAGUUUCAGCUAUGGACGUGCUCUGCAAGCUUCUGUUUUGAAGGCAUGGCAAGGAAAGAAAGAGAAUAUCAAAACAGCACAAGAUGAACUUCUCAAAAGAGCAUUGGUUAGUGUUAUUAGAUAUUAUUGGUUUGAUUUACUUUGUAAAAUAUUUAUAAUUGUAUUUCUAUUUAGGCCAACAAAUUGUCAGCGUUGGGCAAAUAUGAAGCUGGUUCUGUACAAACUGCUGCUGGUUCUCAAGGUUUAUUCGUUAAAGAUCAUGCUUAUUAAAUAACCCACUUCAUGUUCUUACAUAUUCUUUAACAUUUAUAUUAUAGAUUUUAAAGUCCGUUACCAAAAUAGAAACGCUUAUUAUUUCAACAGCUUAUUAUCAUGUUUUUAUUAUUGUGUUACAGAUUUUAAAAAAAAUUAUAUAUUAUACUUACUGAUUUUAGUU